CAAUCGCAUAAGUCCUUAUCGAUUUGUACACAUAAACUUGGGGAUAGAUAUAUGAACAUUAAAUAUCAACGGUUUUAAAAUACUGGGUAAUCGUAGGUUUCAUAUCGAUUUUUUUAUCAUUAAAUAGACUUCUAAUUAGUCAACCAAGGCUAGAUUUCGACAUUCCGAUUACAUGGAUUUAAAUAGAGAAAUGCGCCACAACAAUGAACGAUCGUGCUCGCAUCAGAUAAUUGGAUAAAACCGUGAAUAAUGGAACAUUUUGUCAGGCAGAUGUGAUUCGACAUAGGCGGGUUUUAAUCAAUUCCAAGUCGUCUGCUAAAGCACGGUCAUUGUAUGGAUUGGUUGAACAAGCGUCCUCGUGGUGUGUGUAUGGGGCUUUGUGAAAACUUCAGUAGGUUCGUAGCCUACUAGACUAUAUAUGUCGUGAAAAAAUUAGGACAUUAUUUACUUCUAACCGGGCAAAGUAUAUUGGAUGAAUCCAUGAAUACUUUUGACAACCUUCAAUAUAAGUAUAUUAAGAGUUUAAAUCGUGUAUUCAUGUAGAGGUGAUAUCGUCAUAACUAGCAAUAGCCACCACUUGUGUAUAUAUGACUUCGCUAUAUUGAUAUUCAAGGACACAGACUUUUAUCGACCAGUCUCUACGUCUGUUGGAAAUUUAACUAAUAUCAGGAACUAGCUCACAUUAUGUAGCAGCAGUGUUUACAGGAGUUGACGCGUGAGACUGUUAUUCCUUUAAUUAGCGUCUGUUGUUUUGAUGUGAAAAGUAUAUUAUUAGUUCAAAUUUAUAGCGUGGAUUCUACUUCUGGGCUGUGCAAUUAACUCUUAUAAUGGCAAGCAUCCAAGCGCAUUUAAUGCCAUCCUAUCUUUUACCAAGACUGGGCAUGGAUCAGUUGAAACAAUUAGAAACAAAUUUCAAGGACAAUCGCAAUCCGUCAGAUUUAGAUAUGGUAAUAAUCGCUGCCGAGGUGGGAAUAUCUGAACAGGAAGUUAAGUUAUGGUUUCAGAAUAGAUUAGCAAGAUGGCGACAACAGCAAGGUCUACCAGCUAACAGUGGCUCAGUUACUGACUGAAUAACUUAGCCAUUUUAAAUCCAGAAGAAGUUUUAGCAUUUUCAAAAUGGAAUGGAAUUUCCAUAGUGUUCUUUAGUCUAUUCUGAUUUGUUCUUCAUGUGUUCAUGGUGUUUAGAUCAUUGUCAUUUUUUCGGCAACAGUUGUUUUUAUUCGUUUUAAAAGGAUUGUCUUAAAAUUCGAUUCUUGUUCAGUAGUAUUUUUUAGAUUUGGGGCUGAAUCGCUUCGGUUGCAAUCCGUUAUAUGAAAUCUUUUCAGAUGUCAUAGCUACUAUCGCUUAUCUCAUAACAAACUGACACUAAGUUUAUGUUUAGAAUAUGCCAAGGGAUCGUAAUUGCAAUAUUUCAAAACUACAUUAUUAUAUCUAUAUAAAACAAAAACAUGCAGGAGACCAGUUGCCUUUCCACUGCCUUUUUCGGUCAAAUUCGCCAGCAUGCUUUUUUGCAAUACAUGUAUUAUUAUAUUACAUUUUCGGUUUUUUUUAAUAUCAAAAGGUAGUUCUGUAUUAAAUAUUUUUAUAGAAGUUUUGCGAAUUUUCGCACAUUCCAUAAUAAAUAAAUUUGUACAUUUUAAUAGACACGGCGUUAAUCCAUUGCUAUUCGAUUUCUAUUCUUUGUGUUAUAUAGUAUAAUCAUAGCCAUCCAAAAUACCUCAAACCAAGAGCAUGAAAGAAAUGCAUAAAAAAGUGUAGAAAUGUAUCAUUUAUAACUUACAUGUGGAGUUGAUGUUAAUCUCAUAUCUUUGUAUUAAAAAAUAUCAACUUUUUAUUGUCAUAAUGGAACUUUGCCCAGUCAUAAAGUAAUUUUUUUCUAGUUUAACAGAUUCCUAAGGGAGAUAACUUAAUAAAACGUGUUUAUGUCUGAAUUAGUGUUUUCAAUGGCAAGUUAUGUAAUUGUUGUACUCACAAUGAAUAUAGAAAUUCACACGUUCGUACGUGAACUUGAUAUAUACAUGUUUAUGUAAUGGUAAUAGAUUUGGACUAUUACAGCAAUCUGUUUCAAAAUCAAAUCACCAUUGCCUUGUCCACGAAAUCUUUUGAAUUGAUCCUUUUAAACCUUCAAUGACAAGAAAAACUAAAUAAUCAAGUAGGACCUAUCUUGAAUUGUAUUCUGGUGUGUAGGAUUUAAAUUCCCUUGUAAAAUGCAUUUGAACAACUUAUCAACCAGAAUAUGCGCUACCUGCACUAAGAAUAAGCCAAAAUUAUCACUCCGAAUAGAUUGAAUUGAAACCGAUUAAAUAUAUAAUCUUGACAUUUAUGGUAAUCUGCGAUUAAAAUUAAUCGUAGGCCUUUACCGCGAUGCCUUACCUUGAGUGUUCGGGUAUUGUUAUAGGGCCUAUAGCUUUAUUUAGCUAUGCAUAUCAGUAUAUUGUAUGACUACCACUGAUAAACUAUCAAUGAAUAUACUUGUAAUAUAAAUCAUUAUUUAAUUUAUUAAAUCAAUCCCGUUGUUAUAUGUAAGAUGUUAUCUACAAAUAAAAUAUAAUUUUAA
This is a messenger RNA of Patella vulgata (common limpet), 2557 nucleotides long. RefSeq names its product homeodomain-only protein. The transcript has 2 exons. Bases 828 to 1070 code for a protein of 80 amino acids. Gene Ontology annotation, cellular component: nucleus. The record is from RefSeq and is a predicted model, not a curated record. Gene Ontology annotation, biological process: regulation of transcription by RNA polymerase II; cell differentiation. Lineage: Eukaryota; Metazoa; Mollusca; Gastropoda; Patellidae. Gene Ontology annotation, molecular function: DNA-binding transcription factor activity, RNA polymerase II-specific; DNA binding.